Messenger RNA from Anoplopoma fimbria (sablefish), 1227 nucleotides. RefSeq names its product P2X purinoceptor 5-like. Gene Ontology annotation, biological process: monoatomic cation transmembrane transport; response to ATP. The record is from RefSeq and is a predicted model, not a curated record. Gene Ontology annotation, cellular component: nuclear inner membrane; plasma membrane. NCBI's taxonomy places the organism in Eukaryota, Metazoa, Chordata, Actinopteri, Perciformes, Anoplopomatidae. Gene Ontology annotation, molecular function: extracellularly ATP-gated monoatomic cation channel activity; purinergic nucleotide receptor activity. The transcript has 12 exons.
AUGGCCGGGAGCGUCUUCAGAGGACGCUUCCUCUCCUUAUUCGACUACAAAACGGAAAAAUACAUUGUCGCCAAAAAUAAGAGAGUUGGAGUUUUGUACAGACUCAUUCAGUUAUCCAUCAUCGGUUACAUUAUCGGGUGGGUUUUCGUGAGCAAGAAAGGCUACCAGGAGACGGACGAGGCCAUCCAGAGCUCUAUCAUUACUAAACUGAAGGGAGUCUCAGUCACUAACACCACUGAGUCUGGUCUGCUGGUGUGGGGACCGGAGGACUACGUCAUCCCACCACAGGGUGAAGCUGUUCUCUUUGUUGUAACCAAUUUCUUAGAGACACCAAACCAGAAGCUGGGAUACUGUGCUGAGAGCCCCAAAGUGCUGGAUGGUCACUGUCGAGAUGACGAGGACUGUGAAGAAGGGAAGAUGGUGGCGGCCGGUAACGGAAUUAUGAGCGGCAGAUGCUUGAGAAAAGAUGAAAACUCUACUGGUACCUGUGAAAUCUACGGCUGGUGUCCCAUUGAAAGAAAAUUCAAACCAAAAGGACCUCUGCUGACAAACGCUGAAAACUUCACCAUCUACAUCAAGAAUUUCAUAAAUUUUCCAAAAUUCACGUUUUCAAAGUCAAACGUUUUGGAAACGACCGACAACUCCUAUUUGAGGAAAUGUUGGUUUGAGGAGGAGCUCCACCCUUACUGCCCCAUCUUCCGCCUGGGUGACAUCACCAGACGUGCUGGAUACAACUUCCAGGACAUGGCCACAUUUGGUGGCUCCAUUGGCAUUAUGAUAGAGUGGUACUGUGACCUGGACAAAGGCUACUCUAACUGCCAUCCACAGUACCGCUUCACUCGUCUGGACAUCAGCGUCUCCAACGAGACCAUCGCAACAGGGUUUAACUUCAGACACACUCGGUAUUUCAAAAACGCUGCUGGUGAGAGCUAUCGAUCUCUAUUCAAAGUCUAUGGUGUCCGAUUUAACAUCAUGGUGCACGGAAAGGCCGGGAAGUUCAGCAUCAUCCCAACAGCCAUAAAUGUUGGUUCAGGGCUGGCUUUGAUGGGCGCCGGAGCUUUCUUCUGUGACAUGGUCCUUCUCUACCUAAUGAAGAAGGGCGACUCCUAUCGAGAGAGGAAGUUUGAAGGAUCCAAGUAAGAAGAGCAGCACAAAAAAGUAAGAAAUCUAAAUCUGAAGACAACAGUGAGGAGGAUAAAAAGGAUGCCACGGAGCAGGACAAUCUGA